Molecule: messenger RNA, 4030 nt
Organism: Amphibalanus amphitrite
Lineage: Eukaryota; Metazoa; Arthropoda; Thecostraca; Balanomorpha; Balanidae
Exons: 5
Coding region: 1742-2413 (223 amino acids)
Biological process (GO): G protein-coupled receptor signaling pathway
Cellular component (GO): neuron projection
Source: RefSeq, a predicted model, not a curated record
CGGUCGGCGGCGGCGGCGGAGCGAGUACCCGGCGCUCCCGAGCGCCACUUUCGGCAGGACGCGCCACUAUCGCCGUCAUUGCGCUGUUUGUGAGACUCCGGCGACAAGUGUCCUGUUUCAGUAAUGUGAGUCUAGUGAUGGUGUGUGAAUUUAUGUUGUCAUACUGGUGAUAGUAAAUAAUAAUCUCACAUUGAUUUCAACAUGUACUGGUAGCUUCGAGGAAUGACCGGUGCUAAGCCAUUUUUUAUCAUAAUUCAACAUUUACCAUUCUUCGCCGUGGACGCGUGCUGACCAACACUAGUAUAACCUCAGUCAAGGCUAAGACACUAUCGUUGCAGCUUCAACCAGACUCGCAGGACAGGUGGUUGGCUCUUCUUGCGAUAGCAGUGGUGGGGUGACGCUCGCGGGAUCGCUUGGCACCCCCGUGGCGAAUGUUUUCCUCGGCGCGAUGUUGCACGGGCUGACUGGUGAUGGACAGUGGUGACGGGAGUGCCGACGGACUGUGGUGACGGGAGUGACGACGGACUGUGGUGACGGACAGUGGUGACGGGCGGUGGUGACGGACGGUGGUGAUGGACAGUGGUGACGGACAGUGGUGACGGACAGUGGUGACGGACAGUGGUAACGGGCGGCAGGUCGUGGUGGCUGAGCUAGUGAUUGAGGCAGUGAGACACCCGCCUGGACCGUCGCCGGCUCGAACCCUGUCAGCUGGAAACAAGAGUUGAUUCGGGAACUGGUGUCCUUUUCUACCAGCUGUCGGGUGCUGGGAGAACUCGUGCCCGUCCGGACGGCCGUCUCCGGUGCCGACCGCAGCACCAAGCACCUUCGACUAUGUGACGCCGGCUGGAGACGGCGGCGGGCGCGGCGGGGCACGGCGGGCCGGCGCCGGCGCCGGGGGCGUCUCUCCACGAUUCCUCACCGUGCCGAGUCGGGGGCCCUGCCGGAGGACGGCUGGGUGGCCGACGGCGCACCCUCCGCAGCCGGGCAGCGCCCAGGAGUCGCCCCAGCGGCCGGCGGGCUGGGCGCCGUCCCCAGGCAGCAGCGUCCAGACACGGCCGGCACCCACUCGGGAGGGACGCUCGGCAAACACGAAGGCCGUGUCGCUCCAGCAACGGGAGCCCCCGACAGGCAGAAGGGGAGCGGUACCGCUUCUGCUGCACCGACAAAACCCUUUAGAUUGGUUCCAAACAAGCAUUUAUCCCCAGGAAUAUCUUUGGAAACGAUUCCUAUCAAAAAGAAAGGAUCAGAUUCAUCGGAAAGAAAUUCAGACACUGUCCCAGGCAAAGCAGACGGACCUGGUACACCCGGGACACCCUCAGAGUCAACUCCAGCCCGACAGGAGAGUUGGACAACACCUGGAACACCCUCAGGGUCGGUCCCAGGCCGACAGGAGGGCCGGCCCGCCGCGGGCACUCCCUCAGGGUCGGUCCCAGGCCGACAGGAGGGCCGGCCCGCCGCGGGAACGCCCUCAGGGUCGGUCCCAGGCCGACAGGAGGGCCGGCCCGCCGCGGGCACUCCCUCAGGGUCGGUCCCAGGCCGACAGGAGGGCCGGCCCGCCGCGGGCACUCCCUCAGGGUCGGUCCCAGGCCGACAGGAGGGCCGGCCCGCCGCGGGAACGCCCUCAGGACCGGCACCGGUGGAGGAGCGCAGGCCAGUGCCGGCGGUGCACUCUCGCGCGUCACUGCGGAGACGCUCGGCCGGCGGCAGCAGGAAGGGCAGGGCCCGCGGCCCGCGCGCCAUAAUGACUAUGUCCUCGGGGCAUAAGGAGAAUGACGCGCAAGACACCAGCUACAGCCCGGCUCGAAUACAGGAGAUGAUCUGCGAGCUCAACUGUCACGUGGCGCUGUUGCGGGAGCACCUGCUGGCGAUGGGAAGCAGUCGCGACUCCCCCGAGCUGCGGGAGCGCAUCCGACGCACGCGGCUGGACUGCAUGACCAGCUGCCGGCAGACGGCCGCCCGCCUGCUGCCGCACAUCCGCAAAGAGAUGGAGAGCGGUAUCCUGGUGGACAGCCAGUGCCUGGUGCUGCUGUUCAGCUGCACGCAGCUGCUGCUCCGCGAGCUGCAAAAGACCACCCGGCUCAUAGACACCAUGCCGAUGGACAUGUCGGCCUACUACGAGAGCCGGCCCGGCCCGUCCAGCUCCGGCCUGGGUAACGUCAUCUCGCAGAUCAUUCUUCACGUGCCGAUCACACCCAACUUUCAGCGCGAGGAGCUCAUCAGCAUCGAGAAGGACUGCCGCGAGAUCGAGCUGCUGCUGGACGAAAUGCAGGAGUUCAUGCCCAAGGCCGAGUCGGCUCGCGUCAACAUGUGGGCCAUGGAGGGCCACGGCCUGCUCCCCGGCAAACCGCGCUGGAGGAGAGAUACCAAGGUGGCCAGCUCGUGCUGCUGCGCCGGCGUCAGCUCCCUGUUGUGAGCCGCCGCGCGGGCCCGCACCGGGCCCACAUAGACCCUCACCGGGCCCACGCCGGGCCCCGGUAAACCCCACUGCCUCCCGGUGCCGAGCAGGACCAGCAGGGAGCCCCGAGUGUCUGCUGCCGCCAGGACCGUGUCGUGGUGCGUCCCCGUCGCCGUGUGACGGUCGGUGUGGCCGGACCGGGCGGUGUCCAGGGGAGGGGAGAGGGGCAGUGUUACCCGCCGGCGGCCGGUUAUCGACCGUACGUCAUCAGAGCAGCGUCGACCGCCGACGGGGAGGGGCGGCCACCGACCGGCGACCACCGGCGACCGAGGAGCGUGACCGGCGCGACCGGCGCCCCGCUGUCUGUCGCCGCCUGACACUGUCACCGCCGAUGGACUCCAGACCAUUCCGACGCCCAGCCGUCUGCCUCUGAGAACGACUCGACCUCGGCCGGCCCAGCAACCGCACUGGCAGCUUGCAGACCAUUACAACUACACCGCGGGGACCGCCCUUCCCGUGAAUGUCUCACACUGACUCACGAACUGCCUGAGCUCGACCGCCGCCGGCCAGCGGUGAAUGAUCGUUCGGAGCGACUCCCAGGGCGCCCAUAGCGUGGCUGGACCCACCUGAGCCCUAAUGAGACGUCGUGGCACCGCCGCUGUCUGCGGACACCCCCGGGGAGCCGGACACUUUAUCGGACAGUUUGCACCGCUGGGAAUGGACGCGGCUGUGGCCGGCGACUGCGGCGGCCCACCGAGCCGACGCCCGGCGAGCCGCAGUGUGCCGGGUGUGCAGAGUGAGUUACAACUACACCGCAGGGACCGCCUUUCCCGUGAAUAUCUCACACCAGAGUGGAGUGGUCAGGCCGGAGUGGUAAUAUGUAGAGCUGAUCCACCCCGUACCGAUGCGGGUGCUGUCCGAUCUCUGCCGCAGACCUCUGAUUGAAUCCAGUCUGCGGGAAUGAGACGUCCUCCAGGGACGAAAUGCGAUGACAAGUUGCAUGUUUUUGCGAUAUGAUGCUCUGAACAGUUUGCGUUUCCUUUUUACGCUGAUAUGACUUCGUGGCAGUCACUGCGAUGCUUCAAAUCCCCUGGUUUCAUCGAACCUCUGCCGUAACGUUCCCAUUACCGCGGCUAUAUCCAAAAGCUCAUCAGGCCUAACAACCACAACAUGCAUUAUCCAAGCUCUCCCACCACGUCCUGACCUUUCGGCCCAAGUGUAUGUACGACGAUAUGAGCCUGUCGUGUACUCCGUGACCCCGGCUGACGACAGUUUGCUGUCAGUCAUGUGGCAGCUGUCCAUCACGUUGACAGACAGUUGAUAGCUAGCUGUCUUCGCUGGGGCUCAGAACAGUGUGUGUAUGUGUGUGUGUAUGUGUGGGGGGGGGGAGUCUGCGGGACCGGGUGGGACCUCCCCGACCUCCACUGGCGUCCCUCUAACGUCGGUCAGGCCGGAGACCCCCUGGUUACGGCGAUCCCCAGUGCUGUUCCAGCCCCUCCCUCCGUAACGUGCCGUGAUGUGACGGUCGCGGUGCGGCUGUUUUUCCACGAGGAGUGGUACCGGAGUGUAUGAGUGAGAGAGUGAACCACACCAGUUGUUGUGAGUCGAUCGCACAGCAAUACAAACAGACGCAGU